CACAUCUAACGAGGGUGUAAAUAAUAAUGAUCGAGGUGGAGACCGAGGAACGGAAAUGGAAGUGGAUGAGCCGACAGCAGGUGCAAAUGCAGGCUCCAAUGCUAGUACAGUUGAGAUUCCUGCUAGUAAAGCCACCAAAUUACGUGGUCAUGAAUCAGAAGUGUUUAUUUGUGCCUGGAAUCCGACGACUGAUUUGUUGGCUUCUGGUUCAGGCGAUAGUACUGCUCGUAUUUGGGAUAUGUCAGACAACUCGCAAGCACCCAAUCAACUGGUCUUGCGACAUUGCAUCCAAAAAGGCGGCACCGAAGUACCCAGUAAUAAAGAUGUUACAUCGUUAGACUGGAAGUGCGAUGGUACAUUACUUGCAACAGGAAGUUAUGAUGGUUAUGCGCGAAUUUGGACAACAGAUGGGCGAUUAGCAUCUACAUUGGGUCAACAUAAAGGACCAAUUUUUGCCUUAAAAUGGAACAAACGUGGCAAUUACAUUCUAAGUGCUGGCGUUGAUAAAACGACGAUUAUUUGGGACGCUGAAAGCGGACAAUGCACGCAACAGUUCAGUUUUCAUUGUGCGCCUGCUCUGGAUGUAGAUUGGCAGACAAAUACGUCAUUCGCUAGCUGUUCUACAGAUCAAUGUAUACAUGUAUGCAAACUCAAUGUAGAUAAACCUAUCAAGAGCUUCCAGGGACACACAAAUGAAGUUAAUGCAAUUAAGUGGGAUCCGCAAGGAAAUCUAUUGGCCAGUUGUUCAGACGAUAUGAGUCUGAAAAUCUGGUCUAUGAAACAAGACACUUGGGUACACGAUUUACAAGCACAUAGUAAAGAAAUCUACACUAUCAAAUGGUCGCCGACUGGUCCAGGGACACACAAUCCAAAUAUGAAUUUAACAUUGGCUAGUGCAUCAUUUGAUUCUACUGUAAGACUGUGGGACGUGGAAAGAGGUGUGUGCAUACACACGCUUACAAAACACACUGAGCCAGUAUACAGCGUGGCAUUUAGCCCGGAUGGAAAGUUUCUUGCUAGCGGUAGUUUUGAUAAAUGCGUUCAUAUAUGGUCUACACAAAGUGGUCAAUUGGUACACAGUUAUAAAGGUACAGGCGGUAUUUUUGAAGUCUGUUGGAAUAGUCGUGGUGACAAAGUCGGUGCAUCAGCUUCAGAUGGCAGCGUAUUCGUUCUUGAUCUUCGUAAGCUAUAAUCAUAAUUGCAUCCUAGAAUAUAUUUUUCGAUUCGGCAA
Molecule: messenger RNA, 1231 nt
Organism: Pogonomyrmex barbatus (red harvester ant)
Lineage: Eukaryota; Metazoa; Arthropoda; Insecta; Hymenoptera; Formicidae
Product: transducin beta like ebi
Biological process (GO): regulation of transcription by RNA polymerase II
Cellular component (GO): histone deacetylase complex
Molecular function (GO): protein binding; transcription corepressor activity
Source: RefSeq, a predicted model, not a curated record